UGAUCUUAGCUGAGCACGGCGAGAUCGAGAGCGUACGAAUUUAUUAAGUUUUUGUUUUUCUUUUAAAAUUUUGAAAGUAUUUUGUUUUUAUAAAUUUGUACGUUUAUUUAGUAAAUGAUCAGCUUUUAAAACAAUCAGCUCUAAAAUUUGUAUAAAUAGAAAAAUAUUUUUUGUGGUUUAAUUCAUGGCCAUUUUUAAAAUUGUAUAUAUAACUGAAGAAUAAUGGAAUAUCCAAUUGUUUCAAAUAAUAAAACGAGGUUUAUUGGCAAAACUCUAAAAACGUGGACAAAUGAGAAUUUUCAUAGUUUUAGGGGAAUACGAUAUGCCGUACCACCAACUGGAACUCUGAGAUUUAAAGAUCCGGUGCCUUAUGAGUAUGAUGACGGAGAAUACGAUGCUACAGAAGACGGACAUGACUGCUAUAGCAUUUAUGCAACCAAUCCCUCAGAAGAUUGUUUGAAUUUGAAUGUUUACACCCAAUCGACUUUAAAAUCAAAUCUUGCACCAGUAAUAGCUUUUAUUCAUCCUGGUGGAUUAUAUGUUGGUUCAGCGUUGAGUAAUUUUAUAGGACCAGAAUAUCUUAUGAAUAAAAAUAUUGUGUUGGUGACAUUUAACUAUCGUUUAGGUACAUUAGGUUUCCUUAAUAUUGGAACAAAAGAAUAUCCUGGUAAUGCAGGUUUUAAAGAUCAAGUGAUAGCGCUACGUUGGAUUAAUAAAAAUAUUAUAAACUUUGGCGGUGAUCCAAAUAAUAUAACUUUAAUGGGUUAUAGUGCAGGUGGUGUAAGUAUAUGUUUGCAUAUUGUAUCUCCAAUGUCAAAAGGUUUAUUCCAUCGUGCUAUUAUUAUGAGUGGAUCGAUUCCACCUCAAUCGUAUAUACCAAAAGGACAUCAGAGAAAUUUGGCAUUACGACAGGUUAAAAUACUUGGUUGCAACACAAUUCAAAAUGAAAAUGAAACUAAAGAAAUUAUAGAAUUUUUAAAUACCAAAAGUGCACUGGAAAUAUCAAUGACUUUAAGAAAAAUGUUUUUCUUUGGCAAAGAUAAUCCAAUGUACUUAUGGUUACCCAUAAUUGAAAAUGAUUACGGACAAGAAAGAUUUUUAACUGAUGCUCCAUAUGUGAUAUUAAAAAGUGGAAAUUUUAUGAAAAUUCCUAUCUUAAUUGGCUUUACUGAUCAGGAAUUCGGGCAAUCAGCUUAUGAUAUUUUGUCAAAUGAUGCUCUACAAGAUGAAUUUAACCGGAAAUUUCAACAACUUGCACCAAUAUGUUUUAUGUAUGAGUUACAUCAAAACAAGGAUAUUAUUACAAAUGAAAUUCAUAAAAAACUUUUAUUAAUAGAAAAAAGUCAAAAAGUUUUACCAACUGUGAAUACCACAAUGAGAAUGGAAACAACAGAUGUGAAAACUUCUAGUGUAGACAUUAAUCAAUUUAUUCAGUUAUGCAAUUUAUUUUCUGAUUCUAUUAUAAAACUCGGUGCAUCAAAAUACGCAACAGAAAUGUCGAAAUUUAUAGAUAAGAUAUACCGUUAUAAAUUUACAUACAGGGGUCGUCACACCAAUUUAAAUGGAAAUUUGAAAUCUAAUGGUGCUGAACACAUGGAUGAUUUGUGGUAUUUAUUCAAAAUGAAACCAAGUUUUUUACCUAGUGAUCCGGAAGCUGAUUUAAUUGACAGAAUGGUGGAUUUUUUUACAUCUUUUGCAUUUGAUAUUGAUUUUCAAAAUGGUGAUAAUUGGAAAUUUAAUAGCAGAAAAUAUAUGGAAAUUUGUGGAACAGAACUUAUAAUUAAAAAUGAUGAAAAUUGGUUUAAUGAAAAAUUUUAUGAGGAUUUAUUUCAACUUAAUUGUUAUAAAUAAAAUUAAAAACAAGUGUGUAAAUAUUUAUCUAAUAAAAAUUCUUGUGAAAAUAUUGA
Molecule: messenger RNA, 1907 nt
Organism: Condylostylus longicornis
Lineage: Eukaryota; Metazoa; Arthropoda; Insecta; Diptera; Dolichopodidae
Product: juvenile hormone esterase-like
Exons: 7
Coding region: 223-1851 (542 amino acids)
Source: RefSeq, a predicted model, not a curated record